Pygocentrus nattereri (red-bellied piranha) is the source of this 2865-nucleotide messenger RNA. RefSeq names its product G protein-activated inward rectifier potassium channel 3-like. Gene Ontology annotation, biological process: potassium ion import across plasma membrane; regulation of monoatomic ion transmembrane transport. The transcript has 3 exons. Gene Ontology annotation, molecular function: inward rectifier potassium channel activity. Gene Ontology annotation, cellular component: plasma membrane. Lineage: Eukaryota; Metazoa; Chordata; Actinopteri; Characiformes; Serrasalmidae. The record is from RefSeq and is a predicted model, not a curated record. Bases 393 to 2162 code for a protein of 589 amino acids.
AGAAAAAAAGAUUUUGGGAAACUUUAAUGCAUAUGCUACUUUUGCUAUAUUUAUUUCUGCUCACAUCCAAAAAUCAAAUUAAGUAAUUUGGGCAGGGGUGCCCAAACUAUAGAGAAGACAUGGUCAGUAAACAAGCAAAUUCCACUGUCUUUUUAAGGUAGUUAUGCAAAUGGAUACACAUUUAAACAGCAACUUGCAAUUGCAAAGCACCUCAUAGACUUGGCUUGGAAGUCACUCACUCACAUACUGUAUGACACAAUGUCCUUGUUAAUGUAUUGGAUUAUAACAAAUAAAAGCUUUAAUAAAAUAAAAAGAAUGGUGACAAAACUGGAAUCAAACGUUCCUGUGCUCUUUUAGUAGCCUUCUUGUUAUUGGUACCAGUUACCUGAACCAUGUACAGUGGUGGGAGAAGGACCUCGAAUGUAGAAAGCAGGAGAACAUCAGCGACUAUCCAGGAUGGUCUGAAAGCCAAACUGGCCUCAGCUAGCAGCCCAAGCCUCAAGCCGAAAUCCAGCAUAAUGGUCAUCGCUAAACCUACUGGAGACUACCAAACACAGAUCGCAAAUGUGGACGUCCUUCUCCCCGAGGGUGAUAUCGUACCUGAUGCGAGCAGCGUCAGCAGCCCCCUCCCAAUGCCAGACAUCACAGUGGGCCAGAACUCUAGGCUGCGCGCAUCCAUGCGCCGCCACAAGAGCACCACUGACCUGCCGUACAGCCUGCAACGCGGCUACGUGCGAGGCCAGAGGCCCAGCAUCUGCACGCCCACUGCGGCCGAGCUGGCCCUGCUGAGGCGCUGCUCACUCUUUGAAGCGGCUGGUCGGCCGUGCUGUCGCCAUGCCCUCAGCGUGCCAAACAUGGCCAGCCCCAACACCAGCCCUUUACGCAGCACCUCGGCCACCCCCUCCCGCAGCGCGCUUUGCACCCCAGUGCAGGAGCUGGAGGGCAAUGUCAAGGCGCGCAGCAAGCUGGUGGAGACGGAGAGCGCACAGACACCCACCUGCACACGUGAGGAGCGCGAGCAGCGGCGCUACGUCUCCAAAGAUGGAAAGUGUCGCGUGGAUUUGGCGCACAUGGCAGAAAAAGAGCGCUUUCUGGCCGACAUGUUCACCUCCUUUGUGGACCUCCAGUACCGCUGGUUUCUCUUCGUUUUUAUGAUGUGCUACGCAGUUACCUGGUUCAUCUUCGCAGGGCUUUACGCACUUAACGCCUUCCUGCGCGGCGACCUCGAACUCCCUCCCAACAGCGCCAGCGACAUUCCUGUAGGGCGCGAGGUGUGCUACCCCAACGUGGACGGCUUCGUUUCAGCUUUGCUCUUCUCCGUGGAGACGCAGCGCACCAUCGGCUACGGUGCACGCACUGUAUCCCCGAGCUGCCGCGAGGGCGUCCUCCUGGUCAUGGCGCAGUGCAUCGUAGGCUCCAUGAUCGACGCCCUCAUGGUGGGCUGCAUGUUUGUCAAGAUCUCGCGGCCUAAGAAACGCGCCGAAACGCUCCUCUUCAGCCGGACCUGUGUGGUGGCCAACCGUGACGACCAGCUUUGCCUUAUGUUCCGCCUGGGAGACCUGCGCGAGAGCCACAUGGUGGACGCCAAAGUGCGCGCCAAGCUCAUCAAGUCGAGGCAGACGUCAGAAGGUGAGUUCCUCCCACUCCAGCAGUCCGAGAUUGACCUGGGCUACGAGUCCGGUUCUGACCGCCUGUUCCUUGUGGAGCCACAGGUCAUCCAGCAUACCAUAGACUCCACCAGCCCAUUCUGGGAGUUAGGUCCGGAGCAGCUGCGCAAGCAACAGUUUGAGAUCAUCGUCAUCCUGGAGGGGAUUGUAGAGGCCACAGGAAUGAUGUGCCAGGCAAAGACGUCUUACAUUGAGACGGAGAUUGAGUGGGGAGCUCGUUUCGAGCCGUGUAUGACUAUGGAGAAAGGUGCGUUCCGAGUGGACUUGCGGCGGUUUCACAGCACUUAUCCAGUGCCUCUCCUCCCAUGCAGUGCUCGAGAAGCUCAACAGCUUCAGAUGAUACAGGCUGGACUUGAGUUGCCUGGGUCUCUGAAAGAAAGUGGAGACUGUGUGGUUGAUGAAGAAGACCAAGAAGAAGAUGUCCUCCGGCCACAAGGGACCUGUGUUUUCACUAUUGAGAAUAUUCAAGAGUUAAACGAGUCGGAUUCCCAUUAGCUGAUUGCCCAAGGUAGUAAAGUUAAGCCUGUCUACUUCUCAGUAUUAUUUGAUGCCGUCUGAAGUGAGGCAAAUGGUUUUAAUACUACACUCUUAAAAAAAGACAAUUCUUCAGUGGUUCUAUAUCGAGCCAUGAAGACUCAGAGAGCCAUUUGCAUGAUUAAUGAGUUCUUUGCAUUGUGAUGGAGAAUGUGUUGUAUAUGGUUCUAAACAGAACUUGUUUGGGUUCUUUUGUUACAAGCUUGACAUUGUAACAAUAGAAUAAACCUUGUAUCUUCUGAAGAUCUUGAGCUUCUCAUGCACUUCAAGAACGCUUGAAGAACCACCUUUUUAAUAGUGUAGUUAGACCUUCUUUGGAAAAGUGAAGGAGAAAUAUGAAGGUUUUGGGGUGGAUGUUUCUAAGAUGCAUAAAACAGAUGGGUCCUGCACUGUACACAGUGGCUACUUUAUUAGGUACAGUAUUCUGUCCAGUAUGCUAAUGUAUCCAGUAGACUACCAUAUCUCCCAUAAUUGUAACUUAUUGUUAUCUACAUAUUUAGCACGGUUGUACUCAGCCAUUGAAAAAAGUUGAUCACUUGUCUUGUGCCGUGCACAGUUGUGGCACUUUUCGCUGGUCGAUUUCAUGUAUAUAGGUGUCUGUAUAUUUUAUGAAUGUAUAGCUUUAUUUAUAAAUUCAUAUAUACAGUACUGUGCAAAAGUCAGA